Molecule: messenger RNA, 2058 nt
Organism: Hydatigera taeniaeformis
Lineage: Eukaryota; Metazoa; Platyhelminthes; Cestoda; Cyclophyllidea; Taeniidae
Source: the annotation of a GenBank genome assembly
AUGUCGAGCACCCACGCUCCUAUUGCGGCGUAUUUAAGCAAAUCACCACUGAGAGCCACCUUAAAGAGUCUCUUCAAGUGGAGGUAUAUGGCGUGUGUUAAACCAGCAGAACACUUUGACCCCUCGGAAGAUGCUAGGACUCUGGAGAGCGCAAUGAAAGGAUUUGGAUCGGAUGCUGGACUGAUCAUUGACAUUCUGGCUCAUCGUUCCUCAUCCCAGAGAAGAGAAAUUGAGUCCGUGUAUAAAGCUCACUUUGGUAAGGACCUACGAAGCGAACUUGGUCAUGAGUUAAGCGGUAAAUUCAAGCAGGCUGUCCUUUGGUCUUUUGGAGACAAGGCUCAUGUGAACGCAACGGCUCUCUUCAAGGCCAUCGACAGGACAGGCACUGAUGAGCUGAUGCUCAUCGAUGUACUUUGCACGGCAACUAACAAGGAAAUCGAGGAGAUUAAGGAUGCCUAUCUAGACGCUUCUAAUAGGAACUUGGAGGCUGAUGUGAAGGCUGACACAUUCGGUGACAUACGAAAGGUGCUCAUCGCUUUGCUUCAAGCAAGUCGACAGGAGGGAUGCGACGAUAAUCAGGCGAAAAGUGAUUCUUUUGAACUAUUUCAAGCUGGUGAGGGACAACAUGGGAUGGAUGAAAGCACGUUCACGCGUAUUUUCUGCACUCGAAGUUGGGAACAGCUGAGGAAAAUCGACGAGAUCUACUGUGAGGUGCACCAUCUGAGAUUUUUUUCUCUCUUUUCUGAAAAGCACUACGGUCACGACCUUAUUACAGUGAUUUCGAAGGAAGCCUCCUCCGACUAUAAGAUAGCCUUGAAGCUAAGUUUCAAGCCCAAUGGAUGUUCGGCUUCAUUGAGAAAGUCAUUUAAAGAUCCAAAACGAAAACGAUCAGUGAUAAUUUUUACAAUUAAUGAUCCUCAUGCUUCAUACGGUCUAAUGGUGCUACUUUCUACUUUGCAAACUGCAACGGAUCCUAAUGACACCAUUGUUGAGAUGCUCUACAGAAGCAUGAAGGGAAUGGGCACCAAUGAUGACAAUCUCAUUCGAAUUAUAUUGGCCCAUUCUGAGCCUUGUCGACGCUUCGAUGCCAACGGGGACGCCCAAACAUUAAAAGAAGCAGUAAAAGGAAUAGGCACUGAUGAGACGAUCAUCAUCGACAUUCUCUCACACCGCACCAGUUGCCAACGUCAAGACAUCGCCCAGGCGUAUAAAUCACAGUAUGGAGAGGAUCUGUUGGAGCGUUUGCACAAAGAGCUUAGUGGAAAGUUCCGUCAAGCGGUAGAGUGGUCCUUCUACGAUCGAGCCCACGUGAAUGCAGCUGCGUUAAAGGAGGCCAUGAAGGGUGCCGGGACUAACGAGGGGAUGCUUAUCGAUGUUCUUUGCACCGCCACCAACGACGAGGUAGAGGAAAUAAAGGAGGCCUACAUGGAGUUAACACAGAGGUCAUUAGAAGACGAUGUGAAGUCUGAAACCUCUGGCGACUUGGAGCGGGUGCUGGUGGCAAUCUUGCAAGCCGAGCGGGAGAGUGAUUGUGACCAUUCACAGGCGCAUGAGGACGCUAUUAAGAUCUACGAAGCCGGAGAAAAGAAACAUGGAACGGACGAAUCCACAUUUACACGAAUCCUGUGCACACGAAGUUACGAUCAGAUCCGUGAGAUAAAUGAGGUUUACCAAGAUGUACGCCUGCUAAAAUUCAACAUGCGUUUAGACAUACAAAGUGAUACAAUUUUGCAUUUUAUAAAUACGCAGGAAUUUGGUCGCAAUCUCGCCGAUGUAAUCAAAAGCGAAACCUCUGGAGAUUAUGAAAAGGCUCUCUCCCGCAUCGUGAUGAUGUCGAAAGACCCUUACAACACAUUCGCGGACAUGCUCUACAACGCCAUGGCGGGCGCAGGAACCAACGAUGACAGCCUUAUUCGCAUACUUCUAGCCCAUUCUGAGGACGAUCUUCGCCGAAUUCAGACCGCAUUCGACAACAUCAGCGAAAAGUCACUCGCUGAAACCAUCUCGGAUGAUACUUCGGGAGAUUACAAAAAAUUUUUGCUCGCUAUUCUGGAAUGA